AUGACGGAUAAAGGUGGCGUGACGGGUGGAGGGGAUGAUGCAGGAAGCAUCAUGGCGUUGCUGGAACGCGUGGCGGGCCUCAUGGACACCGUCCAGACCACGCAGCAGCGCAUGGAGGAGCGUCAGCUGGAGCUGGAGAGCACGGUGAAGACCAUCCAGGCCGACGUCGUCAAGCUGACCAACGACCACGCCAACACCAGCUCCACUGUCGACCGGCUGCUGGAGAAGACGCGCAAGGUCAGCCGCCACAUCAAGGACGUCAGGGUGCGCGUGGAGAACCAGAACGUCAGAGUGAAGAAGGUGGAGGCCACUCAGGGGGAUCUCUUGGCCAAGAACAAGUUCAGGGUGGUCAUUUAUCAGGGUGACCAGGAGGUUAAAUCCGUCGCACCAGGGAAUGAACCAGCAGAACCCAGCGGCAGUGCCGGCGCCAGAGACGAGGUGGAGCCGGACAAGUUCGAGCUCCCUCCGGAGUCGGACGAGGAGUACAUGGUGGUGGAGGAGGCAGACUCCUCAUCCGCCAGUCGCACGAAGAAGACCGGACUGACGCGCAUCGAGAGUUUCAAAGCCAACUUCUCCAGGGAUAAGAUUAACAAGACCCGCGAGAACCUGGGCUCCAAGGUCAACAAGUUCGGCGAGCGCAUUGUGACGGCCGAGAGGCGCGAGAAGAUUCGCCAGUCCGGCGAGAGGCUGAAGCAGUCGGGCGAGAGGCUGAAGGAGACCAUCAGCAAGAGCGUCCCGGCCAAGCUCAACCUAAAGAAGGAGAGGACUGUGGCGGAGGGCCAGGAAGGAGCCGAGGGGGCCGCUGAGGGAGCCGCGCCGGUCGCUCCUCCAAAGGGCCGUAAGGGUAGCCCGGACGCUGCCAAGUCCGCUGAGGAGGAGGGAGGCGAGUCCGAGGUGCCGAUGUACGACAUGAAGCAGCUAUCGUAAACCUGGAGACGGAGCUGAGAUCUGGGACGUUUUAUUUGGACCACUGAGACCGCACGGAGGGAGGGGGAGUUUUAAGGGUUGCUGUUACCGAGCAGAGCUGCAGGAGUGGAAGUCAGGAAGAGGAACAUUUGUUUGUUGAGGGAAGUGAGCAGAGAAGCGGCCGGUCGCAGGUCCAAACUGACUGAACAUCAAGACAACAAAGAAACUCUGAGGUUAUUUCACAUGCACGUACAUGUGUGUCCUGGACAUUCAUGGUCAAAUCAACAAACUGUCUUUUACUGUUUCGUGACACUGACUUGGUAAAUAAGAGAAGAAGGAACUUUCCCAUCAUCAUCACGAGGAUGCUGUUCUCUUGUGUUUGCAUGCUGAAGACGUUAAAGUGUUGGAUGGUAAAGCUCUAACGGGGUUAUGGUACGUGUGGUUCUGUCGUUUGUUUGGAGAAAAAGUGUUAAGUGAAGUUAAAAUGUUCAAAGCUUUGUGUCACUGGAGUCCGAUGUGACUGAUCCACUCUGUGUCCGGAGUCUACGACUUGUAGGGGAGGUUGUGUGUUCAGGUGAUGCCUUUACAUGUCCAGAUGUUUGGAUGUGUAGACCCCGGGCCAAAUGUUGGGACCCCAGUGAGAUAUAAAACAUCAUUUAGACCCGUCACGAAACAAGUCCACGGUUCAUCUGUGAAGACCUGUGGACGGUGUGAGAGGAAAUUUGAGUCUGUGUUUGAUAGGAAACUUUAGGGUGCAGAUUCAUGAAUAAGGCUCUGUCAAACAAACAGGCUGUAAUGGUCCCACUAAAGGUUCUUGUUUUUGUCCCGGACAGGCUCAACAUUACAGGAAGGAACCCCUGCAGAGAUUUUGAAGCAGCUGUUAGCAUGCUCCAUGGGAAGCUAACCAAACCCCUUUUAUCAAACUGGUAAUUCUACCUCACUGAACUCAGGAGCUGCUGGUCUGCUGCUGCCUCCCUUGUUUACUCUGUUUGUGUCCCUGUGAGACUUUAGUGUUGGUAGACCAGCAGCAGAGCCGGCCCUAACCGUCUUGGUGCCCCAGGCAAGAUUUCGAAUGGUGCCCCUUGUAUUGUAACCAACUCCACCAACAAUCACAUCACACACACACUUAAAGACACCUGACAUCCAGCUUUAUG
This is a messenger RNA of Notolabrus celidotus (New Zealand spotty), 2060 nucleotides long. RefSeq names its product caveolae associated protein 4b (gene cavin4b). The transcript is spliced from 2 exons. The record is from RefSeq and is a predicted model, not a curated record. Bases 1 to 927 code for a protein of 308 amino acids. Gene Ontology annotation, biological process: regulation of gene expression. Lineage: Eukaryota; Metazoa; Chordata; Actinopteri; Labriformes; Labridae. Gene Ontology annotation, cellular component: caveola; cytoplasm.